Messenger RNA from Castor canadensis (American beaver), 4075 nucleotides. RefSeq names its product zinc finger protein 251 (gene Znf251). Gene Ontology annotation, biological process: regulation of DNA-templated transcription. The record is from RefSeq and is a predicted model, not a curated record. Lineage: Eukaryota; Metazoa; Chordata; Mammalia; Rodentia; Castoridae.
UCGACGGCGCAUCGGGGCCUGCUGGCAGGCGGGUCCUCCCACAAACCCCGGAGGAGGUUCCGACCUGGGGCUCUGGUGGCCUCUAGGGAGGAGGGACGGCCCAGAGAAGUGGAGGCCCUGUCUAGGGGCUGGCCCUGGAGCGCGCGGGGGCCUAGGAGCAGCGGGCCGCUGCGUGGCCGUGGGAGGCGCGGGUUGGAAAGAAGUGGGCUUCAGGCUUCGCCCACUGCCGGCCCUCGCUGCCCACCCCGCUAACCUCCCGCCCGCCGGCCUGUCCCAACCCCGGGGCUCCGGCAGGUGUGCACGGCUGGAGCUACCCGCUUUCGCCGUGCUUGGGGCUGUUGUCUGGUUUGGGGAGGAGCUCGGGGCGGGUACUUCUGUACCCUCCAGGAACCAAGGUCUGCAUCCUUCUCCUGACCAUCCAGCCGCGGUCCCUGCGGCGGGGGGGGGGUCCCCUUCUCGGAGAGUAAGUAGGGAGACAUUAGGUCAGGGCUUCGUAGGAGCCAAGUUAGGCUGCAGGGCCCUUUCUGUGCUGCCCUAGGCAGAAACUGUCUCCCCCACGGCUGUGAGCCAGGAAGCGGGUAAAGCCCCAAGGGAUCAGCGAUGCAGUGGCGACCCAUGCCCUCUCUCGGGAGUGCGGCUCAGCUGGUGCCCUUGGCUGAGGUCGGCUGAUCAUCUUGGACCUUCAUGAAGCCAGCUCCCCAGAGCGUGCCUUCGCCCAGCUGGCACACUCGCAGUGUGGUAUCGUUCCAGGGCGAGAUGCCGUUGACCUUCCAAGACGUGGCGGUGUAUUUCUCCAGGGCGGAGGGGCAGCAGUUGGGCCCCCAGCAGAGAGCACUCUACAGGGACGUGAUGCUGGAGAACUAUGGGAAUAUGGCCUCGCUGGGACUCCCUGUCCCUAAGCCAGAACUGAUCUCUCAGCUGGAGCAAGGGGAGGAGCUGUGGGUCCUGGAUCUCCUGGGGGCUGAAGAACCAGAAGUCUUGAGAAGCUGCAGGACAGAUUCUGAGAUUGGGAUCGAGAAGGAACUAUGCACUCUAAAUGAGAAAUGUUUUGAAGAAGUAAAAUCUCCAGAAUUUAUAUCAAAAAGAUUCACAAAGGCUAGUUUACAGCCACCUGAGUCCCAGGAAGCUCUGGACCACAAGGACCAACAAGAAGGGAAGUUAGAUGAGAGCCUACAAGAAGGGAAGCUAGGAAAUUCUGCUGAGCAGAGUUUGAAGAAAGACUGCCUUCACAAGAGAGUUUUUAGAAAGGAGUCUGUCAUGUGCAAGGAACCAUCUCCAGAAAAGAGAACCCAGGAACAUGGUGCAUUUGAUAGACACUUGAAUCCAAACCAAAGUGUUGUUAGACUUCAAAGAAACAAAACAGGAGACAGAGUCUUUAAAUGUGACAUUUGCAGCAAAACUUUCAAAUAUAAUUCAGACCUAAAUCGACACCGGAGACGUCACACUGGAGAAAAGCCUUACGAAUGUGGUCGGUGUGGGCGUGCCUUUACUCACAGCUCAGGCCUUAUUCUGCAUCAUCAUAUUCACACUGGGAAUAAACCAUUUAAAUGUGACGAAUGUGGGAAAACCUUUGGGCUCAAUUCCCACCUUCGUCUGCAUCAGAGAAUUCACACUGGAGAAAGACCUUUUGGGUGUAGUGAAUGUGGGAAGGCCUUCAGUCGGAGCUCAUCUCUUAUUCAGCAUCGCAUAAUCCACACAGGAGAGAAACCUUACAAGUGUAAUGAAUGUGGGAAAGCCUUCAGCCAGAGCCCCCAGUUAACUCAGCACCAAAGAAUUCACACAGGAGAGAAGCCCCAUGCUUGCAGUUGGUGUGGGAAGGCCUUCAGUCGCAGCUCCAGCUUAAUUCAGCAUCAGAGGAUUCACACAGGAGAGAAGCCCCACAAAUGCAAUCAAUGUGGGAAGGCCUUUAGUCAGAGCUCUAGCCUUUUUCUCCAUCACAGGGUUCACACUGGAGAGAAACCCUAUGUGUGUACUGAAUGCGGCAGAGCCUUUGGCUUCAACUCUCAUCUUACUGAACAUGUAAGAAUUCAUACUGGAGAGAAGCCCUAUGUUUGCAGUGAGUGUGGCAGAGCCUUCAGCCGGAGUUCCACUCUUGUACAGCACCGCAGAGUGCACACGGGGGAAAAGCCUUAUCAGUGCACUGAGUGUGGGAAAGCCUUUAGUCAGAGCUCCCAGCUGACCCUACACCAGCGUGUCCACACUGGAGAGAAGCCCUAUGAAUGCGGUGCCUGUGGGAAGGCCUUCAGCCGAAGGUCAACCCUCACUCAGCAUCAGCGGGUUCACACAGGGGAGAACUCUCGCAGAGGCAGAUGUAACCCUGUGUUCGGUCAUGACUCUAGCCAUCCAUCCACUGGAGACAGACGUGGCAGGGCCUUCAGCCAUGGUGCAAACCUCGUUCUCCACUGGACAAUUCAUACUGGUGAGAAACUCCCAAAGUGUAAUGAAUGUGGGAAAACCUUCAGCCCCACCCAGCCCGCUGACUAUCAGAAAAUUCAUGCUGGGGAGAAACCCUAUAAAUGCCAAGGAUGUGGAAAGGCCAUCAGUGGGGGUUCAGCCCUUAUUGAACAUCAGGGAACUCAUGCUGGAGAGAAACCACCACUGAAUGAUGGGUCUGAAAGAUACUUUAUUCAUAUCAAAAAGAUUUUCCAAGAAAGACAUUUUUAAUGUGAUACAUGUAGGAAAUAACUUAGCAAUUGUUCAUGCUAUGUUAGAUAGGAUGAAUGAAAGUUAAAUAAGAAGGUAUAAAUAUUACUAGCAAAGCAAAAUAAUUUGGAUGAUUAUUAAAGUUACUCAAUUUGAAAGCAAACAUGAGAAAAUUCUUUCUUGAAAACAAAAGUUGUCUGUGUAGAGGUUAUUGCUGUACUCGGGUGAACUGGAUAGAACCACCUGAUGCAACAUGCCGAGAGAGCAGAGGGCCCAAGGAGUGAACCCAACUAGUUCUGGGGUUGCCCCGAUGAUGUGAUCUUUUUUCAUGUCCAAGCCUAGGCUUGCUGCUGAGAGUAUCCAGCUUCAGGCCCAUUUGGGCAGGUUCAAGGCUUCCCUCCACUGUCACGAUGCUCUAGCCAGUCUCUCAGACCACAGGUUAACUGAAGCAAGAGUCUCUUCUUCUCAUGGAGCCCCAGUUUGGCAUUUGCAAGGUGAAACUGGCAUGAUUUUCAUUUCUGAGGAGCUCUGCAGUGCAGAAAAGCAGGGGCUGCAUGUAGCUCCACUUUUGAGAUUUGUGAUUACUGAUGAGAUAUUUUGUUGUUGGCUUUUGAUUUUUUUAAACAGGGUCUUGCUGUGUAGCUGGCUUCAAACUCACACUCUUCCUGCCUCAGGCUCCUAGGUGCUAGGAUUACAGGAAUGUGCCAUCACACCUGGCUCACCAAUAAGAUUUUGUAACAGCCAGAUUUCUUGAGGUAUAAUUUAAAUAAAAUAAAACUCACUCUUUAGUGUAUAGUUCUCUGAGUUUUGAAAAAAACGUAGCGGUGAAAAAAAAGUAAUCAUUAAAAAACAAACAGUUGUAUAGCCAUCACCACAAUCAGGGUGUAGAGCAUCCCUUCCCCCUGCUCCCUGAAUACCUUUGUGUUCCCGUGGUGAGUCCUUAGUCCUGGACAACACUGGUUUCCUGUCUCUACAGCCUCAGGUCCUAUUCUCAGAAUUACACUAUGUACCUUUUGAGUCUAGCAUCUUCUCCUUAACAUAACACACUGGAGAGCAUGGUGUUGUUUCACUUUUCUUGUAGCUGAGCAGCAUUCUGAUGGAUAGAGCAGUCUGUCCAUUCACCCAGAGAAGAAUAUUUGAGUGUUUCCCAUUUGGGGCAACUAUGAAUAAAGUAGCUGUAAGUAUUUAACUACUGACUGUUUUGUGAACCUAAUUUUUUGGUUCUCUUGGGUAAAUAGCUAAGUGGAAUUGCUAGGUCACAGAUAAGCUCAUGUCUUAACUUUUUUCCUCUUUUUUUAUUGUUGUGCUGGGUGGGGGUACAUUGGAGUAUUUGCAAAAGUUCUUAUAAUGUAUCAGAUAUAUCAUAUUUGAUUUCGCCCCCUCAUGUCUAACUUUUUAAUAAACUUCCAGACUGUUUUCAAAAUCAGUUGUA